Molecule: messenger RNA, 718 nt
Organism: Brachypodium distachyon (stiff brome)
Lineage: Eukaryota; Viridiplantae; Streptophyta; Magnoliopsida; Poales; Poaceae
Product: photosystem II reaction center W protein, chloroplastic
Exons: 2
Coding region: 101-496 (131 amino acids)
Biological process (GO): photosynthesis
Cellular component (GO): photosystem II; chloroplast
Source: RefSeq, a predicted model, not a curated record
AUCGCCUUAAAAGGGAAACCCCGGCGGACCGGCACACGCGAGCCCAGACCUGAGUCAGACACACUCUCCAGCACCGGCAGAGCAAAGCACAACAACAACAAUGGCCACCAUCAGCGCCGCCGCGGCGACCACCGUCGUCGCCCGUGCCGUGACCACCCGGCCGCAGGCUCUAGGGCUGCCACAGCUGAGGGCGAGGAGCGAGAGGGUGAGGUGCAGCUACUCCAAGGACGCCAAGGAGGCGACCCCGACCACCAGCGUGCGCGGCGCCGGCGCGUCCCUGCUCGCGGCGGCGGGCGCGGUGACCGCGUCCGCGGCGCCGGCGCUGGCGCUCGUGGACGACCGGAUGUCCACGGAGGGCACCGGGCUGAGCCUCGGCCUGAGCAACAACCUGCUGGGGUGGAUCCUCCUGGGUGUCUUCGGCCUCAUCUGGUCCCUCUACACUGUCUACACCUCUGGCCUCGACGAGGACGAGGAGUCCGGUGGCCUCUCGCUCUAAAGCUAGCCUUCCUCGUUCCCAUGUAAUAAUCCCCGUGUGAGCAUGGCGAUGAUUGGUGUGAUGUAAUUCCAGACAUGGAUAUUUGUAUUUAAGUGUUUCCAUUCUGAGAAAUGUUUAGGCGGUCAGAUGAAGUGCUUGCAUCCCUGGAUAUGUAUCGUGCAUCUAGCAGUUAAUCGGAUUGAAACGGUAAAGGACAAUUUCAAGCACAGGUUCGAGUUUUCA